AAAAGGGUAAUAAUAUGUUAAAUUAUUUAUUUAUUUUUAUUUUCUCCGAACUAUUGUGCAUUUCCUUUAUAAACAAUAUAAAAGCUUACACCAGGAAUAUUUAAAUUAGUAUUGUUUCGACUACAAACCAAAAUGGGUCACACGUUUAUUACAUUGGUUUGUUCCCUAUUUGUGGCAACUACAUUUGCUGCUGUCCCCUCUUUUAUCAAACCUUGUGCAAUUUCUAAGGGAAAAUGUCCCACAAAAGAUGCAACUUUGACACUCAAAAGUAUUUUAAGUGGAAAUGCUGAAUAUGUCAUUCCCCCACUAAGUCCCUUCUUUCUUCCUUAUGUGGACAUAUCGGGAAAAUUCCUGUCUCUGAAACUAAAGGACACGAAGGUUUAUGGAUAUGAUUCUGCGUCCAUUACUCAUUUAGAAAUCAAUCCCACUAAACAAACCGGCAGAGUCGAAGUGAAUAUCGAUAAAACUGAAUCAAUUGGUGAUUAUACUCUUAAAGGAAAAAUUUUAAAUGUCGAUUUAAAUGGAGAGGGCAAAUCAAACUUUACCACUAUUGACGGCAAGUACAUCUGGGAUUUCUCUUAUAAUCUAAUAGAAAAAGACGGAAAACAAUAUGCAAACAUAACAACUCAUAAAAUGGACUUUAAAAUUAAACGAGUUUAUUUUCGGUUCGAUAAUCUUGUUAAAGGAAAUGAUGAAUUAACUGAAAAAACGAACAAUCUUCUGAAUGCCAAGUGGGAAACGGUUAUGAACGAUAUUGGAAAUGGUGUAGCAAUUGGAUUUUCCAGUGUGUUCCAUUAUAUUGCCAAUAGUUUUUUCUCAACCAUUCCAUUCAAUGAAAUCACUAAGUCAUAAAGAUAUUAAAUAUUUUUUACAAAAAUAUAUAAAUAAUAAUAAAUAAUAUGAAAAUUUUGAA
Aethina tumida (small hive beetle) is the source of this 913-nucleotide messenger RNA. RefSeq lists its product as uncharacterized. The transcript is spliced from 6 exons. The record is from RefSeq and is a predicted model, not a curated record. The coding region runs from base 133 to 852 and encodes 239 amino acids. NCBI's taxonomy places the organism in Eukaryota, Metazoa, Arthropoda, Insecta, Coleoptera, Nitidulidae.